Dipodomys ordii (Ord's kangaroo rat) is the source of this 1761-nucleotide messenger RNA. RefSeq names its product breast carcinoma amplified sequence 1 (gene Bcas1). The coding region runs from base 1 to 1761 and encodes 586 amino acids. The record is from RefSeq and is a predicted model, not a curated record. Gene Ontology annotation, biological process: myelination. The transcript has 11 exons. Lineage: Eukaryota; Metazoa; Chordata; Mammalia; Rodentia; Heteromyidae.
AUGGGUAACCAAAUGAGUGUGCCACAAAGAGUUGAAGAGCAGGAGAAUGAAUCAGAAGCCGACACUCACAUUCACAAGGUCACAUGGGAUGGGGACUGUGAUCAAAACGGCGUUGGAGUGAUCCUGUCUACUCACACAGUUCAGCACUACGAUGAAGUGGACUUGGGCAUCGGCAUUCGGGAGGACAAAGCGGCUGCCUCUCCCCGCGAGGCCCAGGAGGUGGACGCUGUGGCCGGGGCCGGCGGAAAGAAUCUCGGGCAGGCGGCCAAGCCCCAGGCACCAGCUGCUAAAUCGCGUUUUUUCUUGAUGCUCUCCCGGCCGGUACCAGGGCGUCCCGGGGACCAAGGCUGGGAUUCAUCGGCUGCAGCCGCCGGGCUGGAUGUCAGCGCGGGCCGGGCCCCCGCGGACAAAGGCCCGAGUGAGCACAUGGCACUUCCGGGGCCAGCUGUGCCCGGGCUCGGGGCAGAUAAAACCCCAGGGCAGCCCCCGGCCGGGGACCAGACCGCCCCUGCCACCUGCUCGCCGGCGCCACGCCCGCCCCAGCCCGAGGCCGGGGCCCCCGCCAAGCCCCUGGACGCCAGCGUCUUCCACAAGUUCUUCACACUGGACAAGGGAGGGGACACGGCGCCAGGCGGCCACCAAGGAGCAGCCAAGAGGGCAGAGCGCGGGGAGACGGCCGGGGAGACGGCCGGGCCACCAGGGCCCGCGGACAGCCGCCCUGCCACCGAGGAGACAGGGGACAGCAAGGAGACAGAAGGACGAGGAAUUGAAACGGUGAGUGGCUCUGGCCCUGGAAACCCUGGAGGCCUGGAGAUCCCCAAGGAGGACUGCCAGACAACGCAGACGGGCGAAAACAGCUCCAUCAUGAGUUUCUUUAAGACGCUGGUUUCACCUAACAAAGCUGAAACAAAAAAAGACCCGGAAGAUAAGGGUUCUGAAAUGCCACCCACCCCUACAGCCAACCUGAAAUCAGACAAAAGUAACAUCACAUCGCAGGAGCCCCAAGGGACAGCCAAGAGUCCUAAAGGCUGUAACGCCCCAGGUCACGGGCCAUCCGUGACAAGCAGUGACACACCAAAGGAAGGUGGCAAGGAGAAGCCGGGGCCCGGCUCGCUGCCUCUGGGAAAGCUAUUUUGGAAAAAGUCGGUUAAGGAGGAAUCAGUGUCCACAGGUGCAGAGGAGAACGUGGUGUGUGACUCAGCAGUAGAGACUGUAAGGUUUGAGAAAGUAGAGUGCACCUUGCAGACAGUGGACCUCACUGAAGGCGAGGCUGCGCCUGAACCCACACAAGUGAAGCUCCAAGAAGAAGAGAGCCAACCACGGAAGAGCUCCCUGAUGGCGUUUCUCAGACAAAUGUCAGUGAGAGGGGACGGAGGGACCACCCGCUCUGGAGAACCAGAUGGGAAAGACUCUGGCUACCACACUUCCAACUCCACAGAGAAGGCCACCACGCCCCCCGAGCCGGAGCCCACGGGGGCAGCCCAGCAGGGCAAAGAGGGGUCCUCGAAGGAGAAGAAGCCAGCGCCCGAGGGGAACAAGCCGAAGAGCGGCAAACAGGAGGCCAGAGAGCCUGCCCAGUGUGCCCAGCAGGCCAGGGUGGAUUCGAACUCACUGCAGAAUGGGGACAAGCCCCAGAAGAGACCCGAGAAGCGGCGGCAGUCCCUUGGAGGCUUCCUCAAGGGCCUGGGACCAAAGCGGAUGUUGGAUGCCCAAGUGCAGACGGACCCUGUAUCCAUCGGACCUGUGGGCAAAGCCAAGUAA